GGUGGCAGUGAUUGGCUUUACGGUCAUUAGUAAAUAAACCGGAUCCUCGUUUACGUGAUUGCGCAAGGAUGGCAGACACGGCGUCCCCUGAGGACACUGUUCCCGAGGAGGAGAAGGAGUUUCAGAGAAUUGUCGCCCUAAUCGGAGGUAAAGAGAAGAUUUUUCUGGUGGGUGACGCGUGUGAAAGCAAAGAGGUGGAAGGUGACAGCAACUCAACAUUGCAGGAGUUCAUCCGGGACAUGUUUCCUGGCAGUCUGACCGACAGAAACGGAUAUCCCGCGUCCUCCCUGUCAGGCAUCCACGUCGACAAUGCAGGUGGAAUUUGCAGCGACACAGAGACUCCUAAAGGCAAUGAUAUCCCUUUAACAACGAGGCCGAAUGAUAUGGAUUCAAAGGCCAGCCCCGGAAAGCAGGACACGGAGCAGCAGCGCGGUGGCAACGCUCAGAGAAAAGCAGCCAGGAGGCUGAAUAUUUACAGCAAAAAGCGAACUAUAGACUCUCCUCUCAUAAUAUUCAUCUUCAGACAGACAUUUCUCAGCAUACAUUCAAACGAACGGUGCCUAAAGGAGAUCUUAAAGGACGUGAAGGCGCGUACGAAACGUGCCAAAAUCGCCCGGCCAGCUCUGAUUGGAUUAAUACGCACCAGACAGGAAAGUGCUGAGACGCUUCAAUGUGCGCAAAUCCUGGAGUGUCUGAUCCGCUCUGUUUUCCACAAACAUUCACCAGAGACAGUGUGGGUCGGCUGUUUCAUCCCCGAGACAGACGCAAUGAUAAGCAGCAUCAAGAAAAACAUCUGCAGAGUGAUAGACUCAUCUCAAACAGCAGAUAAUACCAGGGAUAGAGGGAAGCCGCUUUUCUGGCCAUUACAAUGUUUGCUCUGGCCUCAGAGAGGAGGAGAAAGAAGCCAGCCCAUCAACUCUUCAAGCAGCAGGCGAAGAGGUGAAACUGGAAGUAUGGAAGAGUGUAUCCCUCUGAAAACUGGUUCUUCAUCUGGACCUACUGCGAAAGGGGAAUCAGCUGGAGAAGGCAGCUGAUAUGUGACCUCAUGACCAGAGACUGCAGGCAUAUCACUGCAAACAAACCUGUGAUAACUGUGAAGAGAAAAGCCUACUGUGCUACAGAGCCUUAUUAAAUAUUACAGUGUUCAUUCUUGGUGCUCCAUAUUUCCUACUCUGAACUGACAUGAUUUUUUUUUUGAAGGAAUAUGUUGCCUUUUGUUUGUCUGUUUCAAGUAACCUUUAACCUGUUGGAUAUAAAACUAUGUCACAUUACUUAACAUCAGCUUUUCUAUCUUUCAUCUAUUCCAUGUUGGACGGAGGCCUCGAUAUAUCCAUGUCAUUUUUGUACAGGUUGAUUCAUUGUGGACCCACUUGAAAGCUCACACCAAAAGCCUUAUCCAGCAUAGGGCUGGAGAACUUACUGUUCACACAACUCAAGAUUCCUAUAGCUGUGUCACCAGUUUUGUGCUAAUUUGACAAUCGACAACAGAUAAAUAUAGUUUUGUUGACUGAUUUGUUAAUCUGUUUCAGAAAUACCUACAUCUUUACAUCAAACUAUAGCACAAGGGCCUUAAGUGGGGAACAGUAAGGGCCCCAGGCUAAGGGCCCCAGCAUGUUAUUUUAUCUUGCCCAGAAGUUUUAUCCAGCCAUUUUCAAGUCUUGUAUAAUCUGCUUUCAUAUAUUGCAAUUAUAUGCCUUAGAACAGCGCUACCAAAAUAGCAUUAUCUGAUCUAAUAUUCACUUCUUGUGUAUUUAUGAGACCAGAGUCUACACAUUCAACAUGUAAAUAAACAAUUUAAAACCUUGA
Cheilinus undulatus (humphead wrasse) is the source of this 1806-nucleotide messenger RNA. RefSeq lists its product as uncharacterized. The transcript has 3 exons. Bases 69 to 1034 code for a protein of 321 amino acids. The record is from RefSeq and is a predicted model, not a curated record. Lineage: Eukaryota; Metazoa; Chordata; Actinopteri; Labriformes; Labridae.